Molecule: messenger RNA, 981 nt
Organism: Caenorhabditis remanei
Lineage: Eukaryota; Metazoa; Nematoda; Chromadorea; Rhabditida; Rhabditidae
Exons: 7
Coding region: 1-981 (326 amino acids)
Biological process (GO): chromatin organization
Cellular component (GO): nucleus
Source: RefSeq, a predicted model, not a curated record
AUGUCCCGUGCUGACGAAGGCCGAUUGAUUCAUUUGGCAAAGAAACGCGAACGCGAAAAGGAAGACAUUGAGAAGCAACUGCGAAAACUUGAAGAAGACAAGGAGAAAUGUAGAGUUGGAAUCACGAACAAAUUCACAGCCAACUAUGAGACAAUGGAGGAAUCUGUCAAGUCGAAAACCUAUGGAUUGGUUUCUCUCGAUGACAUGAAGAACAUACAGAAAAAUGAGAUAUCUAACAGAGAUUUACAAGUAGCAAGAGGAGAAUCUUCUGGAUCAGCAUUAUCGAAAGAUUCACAAGAAGCGCGCGAGAAGGAAGAACACGUUGCGAAACAUACCCAGAAACGAGUGCUCUCAUUUGCUUACGAAGAUGAGGAAGAAGAGGAAGAUGCGGUACCAAUCAUACCAAAAAAGCGAGUUGGAAUGGAUCCGACAGUCGACACGAGCUUCUUACCAGACAAAGAGCGCGAAGAGUUUUUGCGAAGAAAGAAGGAGGAACUGGCGGCCGAGUGGAGAGUAAAACAAAAUACUGAAAAGAACGAGGAGAUAACUGUUGCGUACGCCUAUUGGGAUGGAUCGUCGCAUCGGAAGAAUAUGAAGAUUAAGAAGGGAAAUACGAUUUCGCAGUGUUUAGCAAGAGCUAUUGAGGCACUCAAAAAAGAAUUCACCGAGCUCAAGUCGUGCACCACCGAGAAUCUGAUGUUCGUGAAAGAGGAUCUCAUCAUUCCACACUUCUACACAUUCCAAGAUUUCAUUGUCACCAAAGCGAUGGGAAAGACUGGACCACUCUUCGUCUUCGAUUCGGCUUCUGACGUUCGUAUACGACAAGACGCUGCUUUGGAUUACGGAGAGUCGCAUCCGGCAAAGAUAGUUCUUCGUAGUUGGUACGAAAAGAACAAACAUAUCUAUCCGGCAUCACGAUGGGAACCAUUUGUGCCUAGUAAGAAGUACGGCCGCAAUUUCGAUGAUCUCAGUGAUUUAUAA